AUGUCCUAUUUUAGCAAGCUUUUGCCCUUUCCACCGAAUAUCGAAAAACAAGAAAUCCCAAAUGACGUAAACGAAAUCAUUCAAACCUUGAUUACUAAAGAGGCUUCGCUUUAACAAUGGGAAAGCAUUUCUUACGCCCUUUUCAACCAUAAAAGAUAUGAUGACUUCCUGGAAUUGAUGAAAUAUUUGACUAACAAUCUAAUUAAUAAGUUCAACGAUGAUCAAAGUAAGAAAAUCAAAAUAAGAAUCUAUAAUUCAUUAUCUUUAUAUUAUUUGAUUUAAGCCACAAGGUAGGAUGGCUUUGAUAAAGCAUCAGACUACUUUGACAAUGUGGUCAAAAAUUUCAACUUAUCAGAUAAAUACGAUUUUGUCAGCCACACAUUUAGUAUUAAAGGGUUGUUCUCAUUUUAUAAGGGAGACAAAGACUAAACAUUUAGUUAUUACAGAACUUCAUUCGAUGAGACAAGCUCCGCAAGAGAUACCUUGUCUGUCACUCCUUGCAUUGGAACCGCAUAAGCCUAUUUCGCAGUUGGUAAUUAUAAGGAUUCUUUAUAAUAUUUCAAAAGAGCCCUUAAACACAAACCAAAUAUUGCCGGCAAAGCAAGAUUGGGAUUGGCAUAUUGCUAUUACAAUCUGGAAUAAUACUCAUUGGCUUACUAUGCAUUCAAGAGAGUCUUGCAAUUGGAACCUCGAAAUGUAGAGGCUCACAUUGGAUUGGCAGUUUUAGCUUUUGACAAAGGAGAUUAUGAUGAGUAUUUCAAUAGGUUAUGCAAAGCCUUUACUAUUAACUAGAAUCAUCCAAUCACUCUGUAUCAUUUGAGUGAACAUUACCUAUUUAAGCUAGAUUAUUAGAGAGCUAUGAUCUGCAUAUAAAAUGGAUUAAAAGCUUUGGAUAAUGUAUCAAGGUUUCAAUUCAAAGAGAAAUCUUAAGAAGAUCAGUUCAGGAAUGAUUGGUCAUAGUUGAAAUGCAGAUAUCUCUAUUUGAUAGGUUUAAUUAAGCAAAUUGAAGGCGAAUACGAAUAAUCUCUCAAAUAUUAUAACCAAGCCAAGUAGUACAACAGAAACAAUGUUUUAGUUCUACUGGGGUUGUCUUAAUUAUACUUGAAUCCUUAAUCUCAAAAUUACACUGAAUCCUACAAAUUGGCAGAAAAAAUCGCUAAACAAUAUGAAAAUACUGAUUUCAUGUGGGAAUUAUAUAAAUAAUUAGCGUACAUCCAAUCAAAAAAUCUACAAAUUCGUAAACCAGUUAUUGAGACUUACAGAAAGGCAUUGCAAUAUAAUGAUAAGGAUUUUGAAACAUUGAUUGAAUUUGCUUAAUAAAUAGAAAAUGAGGAUGCGUCAACCUAUUACUAAACUGCUGAAGAUCUACUCUUAUCAAAAUUUAAUAAUUAAAAGAAUACUAUGAUUCUACAAAAAAUAACAGAAUAAAUCAUAUUUCCAGAAUUAUACAUUAAUAUGGGUGUUCAUUUGGCUAAUACCGAUUUAUUAAAAGCCUUGAAGAGUUAUGAGAAAUGUUAAUAAUUGAUAGAGGAAUUUCAGAUUCCAGAUUAUGUUGUAGACACUACAGAGGAGGCUUCUAAAUAGGAAGUGUAACUUAAGAAAAAUAUGUAUCAGAUUGUCCUUUCGUUUAACAAAGGCAUUUUGAUGGAAUAAUUGGGAGAUUAUGUGACAGCCAUGGAAUUACAUUAAUAAUGCAUCAAGAUAAAUCCUUAUUUUAUUGAUAGUUAUGUGAGAUUGAGUUAUUUGCAAUUUCAUCUUGGAGAUUACAAAGAUGCUUUACGAACUAUAUCAGAUUCUAAAAUUUAUUAUGAACAGUAUGUUAAUCAUAACAGGAAUUAUAAAGGUUAGAAUCCUGUUCCUAUGAUUCACGGAUACAUAGCAUAUCAACUAUAGGAUUAAGGAGGAGCAGUUGAUUAAUUCAAAAGAUAUGGAGAGGAUUGUUAUUCAAAAAUCUUCUUAAUGGCUCAUGAUUAUCAAUUGGCAGCUGAUAAAACUAAAAAUGACGAUUAGCAAUUCAAAAAGAAAGUUUUGAGACAAAUUGCCAGUACAGGCAUGAAGUUACUGUAACAUGAGCCAAAAAACUUAUAAGCUGCUAUUACUUUGAUAUUGGUUAUUGCGGAGUUAGGCAAAUACACAGAAGCCCUGAAUUUAUUGGGAGAUCUUUAAGAAUAUGCUCAUCAAUAACCAAGAAUUCUUAGCAAUUUGGCAAUCUUGGAUUGUUUGAUAAUGCCUAAUAAUAAUUAAUCAGCUAAGACUUACUUUAAAAAAUAUUAUGAGAAAACCAAUUAUAAACCAGAUGAACAUACUGAUCUUGCUGUUGCCAAAAUGUAUCUGAAUAAUAAGAAAUAUCGAGAGAGUGCCAAUGUCAUUAAAAGGCAAAUUCUCAAUAAUCCAGGAGAUUUGAAACAUAGACUUAAUCUCAAUAUGGUGGUUCAUUAAUACUGUUAUGAGAUACAAGAGGAGAAAUGUUCUUAUAAACUAUUGAGAACAGCAGUAACCUACUUUAAAUGCUUAUUAAAGAGUUAUGAAUACAUGUCGUAAGGAAUCUGUUGGUCAAAUAGAGAAUAGUAGCAUGAGACUGAACAUAGACAUAUCAUCAGAUAGAAUCAUUAAUUAAUGAGAUAGAAGAGCGAGGACAAGUUUAACUUUAUUCAUAGUUUUUAAACCAACUUUGAUAAAUUACUGAAAGAGGCAGAGGAAAAGGAAAAGAUUAAGGAAGAAGAAUAAUAAAUGUUAGAAUAAUAGAGAAGAGAGAAACUAGAAAAAGCAGCAACUUAAUAACAGCAGAAAUAAGAACAAAUAGAUUCUACUUAAAUGGAGAAGUUAGCUAGAAUUGCUGCUGAUUUAUUGAGUAAUCUAAAUAUGGAUUAGGAGUUUGAAAAUUAAAUUCAGGGAAAACAAAGCAAAUAAGGUAAGUUAAGUAAGAAGGAAAGGAAGAGGAGAUAAAAGGAGUAAGCCAAAGCUAAGAAGGAGGACGACGAAUUCAUUGAAUCUGACGAUGAAGAUUAUAAUUCUGAAUAGGCUGAAAUUGAUGAACAAUAUGCGAAAGAAGAGAUUGGCGAGGAUUCAGAAGAACAAUUAAAUGAAUAAGAGGCUUAUGAAAAGAGAAAUACUAAUAAGUAAUCAAAGAAAAAGAAGAAAAUCAAGUAGAAAGAAGUCAAAUAAAAAUCCAGAUUACAAAAAUAAGUUGAUAUUAGUGAUUAAGAAGGUGUCUAUGAAUCGCAGGACUCUAAUAAAUAUGAAGAUUUAUUUUGA
This is a messenger RNA of Paramecium tetraurelia, 3255 nucleotides long. RefSeq lists its product as uncharacterized. Gene Ontology annotation, biological process: regulation of DNA-templated transcription. The transcript is spliced from 6 exons. The record is from RefSeq and is a predicted model, not a curated record. Gene Ontology annotation, molecular function: RNA polymerase II complex binding. Gene Ontology annotation, cellular component: Cdc73/Paf1 complex. Lineage: Eukaryota; Ciliophora; Oligohymenophorea; Peniculida; Parameciidae.